Molecule: messenger RNA, 503 nt
Organism: Rhipicephalus sanguineus (brown dog tick)
Lineage: Eukaryota; Metazoa; Arthropoda; Arachnida; Ixodida; Ixodidae
Exons: 2
Coding region: 72-503 (143 amino acids)
Biological process (GO): sodium ion transport
Cellular component (GO): membrane
Molecular function (GO): sodium channel activity
Source: RefSeq, a predicted model, not a curated record
CCUUUCUCAUUGUCAACUGUGUUGCAUGCGCUUCUAUGUCAAAUAUUCCUAGUUCGCGCUAAGUUCGCGAGAUGACCACUCGACCACGGCGGGUGGAUGCACUGCUGGCUGAGGCCCUCGAGUCCUCGGGCACCCGAGUACACGGCGGUGGCGGCGACAACAAUCCGAGCGCAGGCAUGCAGCUGCUGCUUCGGCUGCGGCUUAUGUUCGCCGAGUCGGCCAUUCCCGGCCUUCGCGUCAUCCUCGGCCUGUCUCACCCGGUGCGACGGCUCGCCUGGACGGCAGCCCUUGCGGCGCUCGUGUGCAUAGGCCUCAACGACCUCUACAUCGUGUUCAGGGAGUACUUCGAGUAUGCCGACACGGUCGACGUCAUGUGGGCUAGAUCACCCGAAGGAAUGGCGCUGCCAGCCGUUACGGUCUGCAACGUGAAUCAGGUGCGUGUAGAUGACAUUGUUGGUAGAGACGUAAGGUCGAGUGACGUCACGCAACUUGACCUUACAUAG